AUGUGCCUGCAGGCGAUGACAGUAAUGGCUGGGUCUUCAUCGACUACUGCAGGAGGGCGAGGGAGAAUAUAAGGCAGCGGAGGGCCCGAGGGAGUAUCAGUGUGUGUGUGUAUCUUGUCUCAAGCACAGCCAUCACCCACGGUAUCACGGAGGUUCUCACCCUACUGGCUGCGUCCACUAUAUUGUUUACAGCCCGUCACAUCAUGGCAGAAUUAGCACUAGCCAACGUAGCGUCAGUGAUCGUCGCUGGCGCUGUGGGUCUGGGUAUAGCUGGUAUCGCUGCGGCCUUCUCCCGAAGACACUACGGGGGUCGUCCUUAUAGCUACCGCUAUCGCCACCGCCGCUACCGCCGCUCUCCUGUACAAUCCAAGAACAACCUGGAGAAGACGAUGGAGAUCAUACGCAGUGAGGACGUGUCCGGGUGUGGUCUGAGGCUUAUGUGUGAAGUGGCAGGUCUCAGGAACCAACACCUCACGAUGGAGGAGAAGGCCAUACUAGACCUUGUGGGCCCAGGCCAGAUGCCGAGGUCAGGGUUCACGCCCAAGGGCGCCCUGCAGGAAUACAAGCUCGCCAAAGGUCUCGGACAGUCCGGCGGUAGCUGUGGCCAGGUGUACUCUACCUGUCCCUACAGCGGUGCCCAGCUGGUACACACUGUCAUGGGCUACUUACCUUAGGAGACAACUGGCCUUCGAGACCCGAGGAGACCACUGGCCCUUGGAACCAUAGGAGACCACUGACCCUAGGGACCCCAGGAGACCACUGGCCCUAAGGACCCUAGGAGACCACUGGUCGUGGAAAUCCUCGUUAGUUAUUCCUGGGAAUGUUAACUUUGGUUCCAGUUAUUAACUGAGACCUGCGUUAUUAUUUGAGACCUGAGUUAUUAAGACCUGAGUUAUUAUUAAGACCGGAGUUAUUUUUAAGACCUGAGAUACUAUUAAGACCUGAAUUAUUAAGACCUGAGAUAUUUAGACCUGAGUUAUUAUUAAGACCUGAGUUAUCAUUAAGACCUGAGUAAUUAUUAUGACCUGAAUUAUUUAGACCUGAGUUAUUAUUAAGAUCUGAAUUAUUAUUAAGACCUGAAUUAUUAAGACCUGAGUUAUCAUUAAGACCUGAGUAAUUAUUAUGACCUGAAUUAUUAUUUGAGACCUGAGUAAUUGGAGUUUCCAAUAACGGAGAAGCUGGGGUUCCUAACGCCAGUCACUCUUCUGAACAGAGAGAACGGGAAGUGUGUGCAUCACCCUCAGGUCUAAUGGCUCUAUCAUUGUCACCGUCCAGCCUGGAACACCACCAUGGUUCAGGUUCUGGGUUUCAACUAAUUAAUGGUCAGAAUAGUUUUCAUUAUUAUAUGUUUCAGUAUAGAACGAUUUGUGUGUUCGUUAAGGAUUUUUGUUGUGUGUACAUUAAGUUUACUCUGCGUGUAAAGACGUGAGCGAUACUUCCUUAACGUCACUUCUACUGUUAGUCAAAUAUUUAUCUACUUUACAAAUUAAAAGUAUUUAUUAUUAUUGUUUAUUCCAUUGUUAAAUGAUCACGUGUUAACGAUACAAAUGUUUUAUAAUUACCUCGUAAAUGUUCUCUUACUUAUUAAAUGUUCACUUAAAAAUUAUUUCCUUGCUGAAUGUUUAUCAGAUAUUCAUUUGUUAGUUGUUCUCUUAUUAAUGUUCACUUAUCAAAUGUUUACUCACCAAUUUGUAAUUUUUUAAAUAAAUAUUAAAUGUUAAUUUUUUCAAUUUUUAUUAAAUAAAUGUUUACCUGUAAUUAUUUACCAGCUGUAUGUUGACAGGUCCUGGUGAAUGUUAACUACUUACUGUAUCAAACUGUUACUUAUA
This is a messenger RNA of Homarus americanus (American lobster), 1829 nucleotides long. RefSeq lists its product as uncharacterized. The coding region runs from base 204 to 674 and encodes 156 amino acids. The transcript is spliced from 3 exons. The record is from RefSeq and is a predicted model, not a curated record. NCBI's taxonomy places the organism in Eukaryota, Metazoa, Arthropoda, Malacostraca, Decapoda, Nephropidae.